Molecule: messenger RNA, 2114 nt
Organism: Danaus plexippus (monarch butterfly)
Lineage: Eukaryota; Metazoa; Arthropoda; Insecta; Lepidoptera; Nymphalidae
Product: transmembrane protein 184C
Exons: 6
Coding region: 209-1516 (435 amino acids)
Biological process (GO): transport
Molecular function (GO): transporter activity
Source: RefSeq, a predicted model, not a curated record
GAAGACAUUGGACAGCUGAUGUCACAAGCUGAUGUUAAACAAGUUUUACCUUUUAAUAUUAUUAAUUUAUUUUGAAAGUUUUGGUGCCAAUGACAAUAAUCGGUUUUCCCUAUUAACUAUGUAUCCGGUUUAACUUCUAAACUUUAUUUUGCCAUACUAAAUGGGAAGUGUUUUUAAAUGAAAGUACAAAGACGUAUAGUUAUUAAAUAUGUGUAUACCUUCAAUAAAUUCAUUUUUUAGCCAAUGGAGGCUAUGGAUUCGUCCAAUGUUUAUAGCUACUUAUGUUCUAUUAGUCAUAAUAUUAGUACCGCUGUUGAUAGUUCAUUCGAUAAAUAAUGGUUUUACAAAGUCAGACCAAAGCACUUUGAUAGGAGGAGGCUUUGUUCUUCUAGCUGUGCCUAUCUCAAUAUGGCAGAUCACUCAACACAUAGUUCACUAUACAAAACCAUCUUUACAGAAACAUAUUAUUAGGAUAUUAUGGAUGGUACCAAUCUAUGCUUUGAAUGCAUGGAUAGGAUUAGAAUUUCCAGAGCAAUCUAUUUAUAUGGAUGCAUUAAGAGAGUGUUACGAGGCUUAUGUUAUAUACAACUUUAUGAAGUAUUUAUUUAACUACCUCAACGAUGGUCAAGAUCUGGAGGCAUUAUUGGAGACCAAACCUCAAGUUAAUCAUAUAUUUCCACUAUGCUGUUUAACACCAUGGGAGAUGGGAAGUGAGUUUGUUCACAACUGUAAACAUGGCAUUCUUCAAUAUACCCUAAUAAGGCCUCUAACAACCGUCAUAUCAAUCAUAUGCGACCUUUGCGGAGUUUAUGGAGAGAGUGAUUUCAGUCCUAAUGUGGCUUUCCCAUAUAUAAUAGCCAUCAAUAAUUUGUCACAGUUCGUAGCUAUGUACUGUUUGGUAUUGUUCUAUCGGGCAAAUCGUGCCGAGUUAAAACCAAUGAAACCCAUUGGCAAAUUUUUAUGUAUAAAAGCUGUUGUCUUCUUCUCGUUUUUCCAAGGAGUUAUUAUCAAUAUACUGGUAUACUGUGGAGUGAUAUCUACUAUAUUUGAUAUAUCAGACAAUGACAAAAUAAAAAUUAUAUCAUCAAAACUACAGGAUUUUCUUAUUUGCAUUGAGAUGUUCUUAGCGGCUAUCGCACAUCACUAUAGCUUCUCAUAUAAGCCGUACAUAUCACCAUUGGCUCCGACAAAUUCCUGUCUUGGUUCUUUCCUGGCUAUGUGGGAUGUGUCUGAUGUGAAGAGAGAUAUAUCGGAACAUUUGGGUGUUGUUGGGAGUUCAUUUAGUAGACGAUGGCGUGGCAAAUCUAUGUAUCAUAUGGCCAGAGGAUAUGAUGAAAGUUCUAGACUAAACGAACCAACUGCCAGUUCGGCACCAAAUAUAUCAGUUGAGAGUGUGGAACCAACUGUUGAAGUAAGGACAUCUGUGUACGGAUCCCUAGAGAACACUAUGACGACGGGUUCAUUGACCUCCGAAACAGAACCUUUGAUACGGAACGAUUCGGACCCCAAUGUCUAAUUUCUGUAUUAAGUAUUACAAAAUAUAAAUCAUAAAGCUUAAAAGUUAUCUCUAAGACAAGAUUUGAUCAUAAGUACUUAAAAGGAUGCUUUCUUGUUUAAAAUUAUAUCGAACUACUUAUUAUAUAACUCUUAUAUAUACUACACGGAUUAAAUUCGAUAUUCGCCGUAAUACAAAUUAUUGAAUAGUUAGGAAAUAUUCAAAAUAAAUAUUAAUAUGCUUUCUGUCGAACAAGCCUGUUAGACGUUUCCUUCUACAAAUAAACAAUAAUUAAUAAGUUACCUACUAACAAUAAAUAAUAAGUGACAAAACUAUGCACAGAGAAUAAAAAAAAAAAGUUGAAUUCCUCAUUGAUUAUUUGUUUAUGAUUUACGUUGACCGAAAUGAAAAUUAUAUAAUUAUAGAUUUAAUAAAUUUUCCAGAAAUUUAAAUAUUAAUAUAUUAUAACUAAGUGUUAUUAAAUAUAUCGUCAAGUACAAUUCAGAGCGUUUUGUCUCAGUUGUAUUUACUUUAUGAUUAUGAAAUGUGAUAUUGAUUUACAUAAACAUUACUGUAACGUAUUUGUUAAGUUUCUUAAAUAAAUCGUAUUUCUUUUGUA